This is a messenger RNA of Empidonax traillii (willow flycatcher), 255 nucleotides long. RefSeq names its product complexin-4-like. The record is from RefSeq and is a predicted model, not a curated record. The annotation marks the transcript as partial. Gene Ontology annotation, cellular component: SNARE complex; terminal bouton. Gene Ontology annotation, molecular function: syntaxin binding. Gene Ontology annotation, biological process: synaptic vesicle exocytosis; regulation of neurotransmitter secretion; neurotransmitter transport. The transcript has 2 exons. NCBI's taxonomy places the organism in Eukaryota, Metazoa, Chordata, Aves, Passeriformes, Tyrannidae.
AUGGCCUUUCUGAUGAAAAGCAUGCUGAGCAACCAGGUGAAGAAUUUGGGGCUGGGGGGAGGAGGAGAUGAAAGCAAAGAAGAUUCGGCUCCUUCCGACCCGGCGGCGGCCGCGGGGAUGACCCGCGAGGAGUACGAGGAGUAUCAGAAGCAGAUGGUGGAGGAGAAGAUGGAAAGAGACGCGGCCUUCGCCCAGAAGAAAGCAGAGCGGGCCUGCCUGAGGGUUCACCUGCGAGAGAAGUACCGGCUGCCCAAG